This is a messenger RNA of Vitrella brassicaformis, 2665 nucleotides long. NCBI's taxonomy places the organism in Eukaryota, Vitrellaceae. The record is from the annotation of a GenBank genome assembly.
AUGAGGCAAUUGCUGGCGCUUGACGGCAUCAGCAUCUUCCACAUACUGGCGGCCUUCCGCCCGCAGGCACUGAUGGUGCUCCCCGAACGACGGAACCCCACUAGUGCAGCCAUGCCCGAUAUCAUCGCCUUAUUGUCGGAGAGGUUGAGCGACUGUUCACUCACCGAAGAUAUCGAGGCGAGCGGGAUGAAAUUUGAAGAGGUCAGCAGCUCAGGUUGAUUGAUUCGUUGGUUGAUUUGUGUGUGGUCACACGGCGUGAUGUUUGGUGCGUGUGCUUGUCGUUUACUUUUGCUUGACAGGCGAAGAAAAUAGUUACGGAGUGGUUUGACGCCAUCUCUCAGUACGUCGUUGGCACAGCGCCUCGGUUCGACGGAUCCAAUCUGUUGGAGUUCGUCCACAAGUCGCUGCUCGGCUAUCGCUGGAAAGUCAAGAACCACUACAGCGACGAUGAUCGCCUGCGAUGGGAGCUCAUGAGGGGCCUGCGUGUCGACUGCUGCGACAUGGAGCAAAUCAAGCACUUUUGCUCUGCUGCACUGGAUGAGUCAGGGCAGUUGAGAGAGUUCUCCAGACGGGAUGUCGUCGCUGCCCUUCUUGCCCUGCCACACCAGAACCACCUGAAGGCCACCGUACAGCACAUCAUCAACCACAGCGGCGAUUAUGACCUAAGUUAUGUCUGUGAGGGGCUGGUGGACAGGCUCAAAUCGCUGUGCACAAGCGUGCGUGGAGACAUGUUUCCGACAGAGGAUGCAGGUGAGAGGGCGUGAGUGUCAGGCCGUGGCGUGUUGGUCCGUGUCCUAUUGUUCUGCUCACUCUUUUGUGCAGCGUCAAAGGGAUAUAACGAGCUUGACGCUGUUCUUGGUGUGUUUGACGAGGCAGAUCAGGCCCGAGGUUCGAGACGUUCCCAGUGCUCAACUCCGUGUUCAAAAUCUCUCUCUUCUCGGUAAACAGAAAGGCGACCAGCUUUCUUGCCGCUGCUAGUGUUUAUUGUGGGUUCGUGCGUUCUCGAUUCUUUAUCCUCUUCAGGUGCCUGUCGCUCAGAGAUACGGUCGGGCUGACGACAUGCUCCGCAAGGUCUGCAAAGUGUUGGGGUCGCCUUCUUUCCGCACCUGCCUCAAGGAAGACUGCUACGUACGUAGCAGUGGUUUGUGCGGCGAAUUGCCCGGCCUUCCACGGUGGGUGGUGAGCUACGUUGGCGGCAACGUAGAUGGAACCACAUCGAGAGAGAAGGUGCGCGGAAAGCGAUCCCUGUCAUUGCCACAAUCCAUUGUUGAGUGACUCUCUCAUCAGGUUGUCUUGGUUUGUGAGGCACUGGCGAUCCUGUGGGGAGAGAGCGACUCAGGCGAGCCCACCAGAUGUGUCGUCCGCGACUUCGCGGAGUGUGCCGUCCGCGACUUCGCGGAGGAGAUCGUGAGAGACCACCUUCCACCCGAGUUCUUCUCGUGUUUGUUUCGAGACACGCUGGACGCCGUCCCAUCACUGCCUGCCGGCCUUCAGAAUGUACGCCCCCACAUCUCCUCCGCUCCCCUCACUGUGUGUGUCUGUCAGGUCCUUGUCAGCAGGGCUCUGGCAGUGGCUGCUGAGACCAACCAGCUGGACAACGAUACGAUGAGAGCGCUCCAGCUGGCUCUUCUCAAAGAGCACGAGUCCCACCGGCGCCAGUGCAGAGAACUCAGCAGCCAGCUGGAACAGGCGAAGAGAACCGAGAAACAUCUAGACGACAUGCUGCACGACCAUAGAGAUCGCGACAAGGAGAACAAAGCCACCAUCCGGAGCCUUCGCUCGAGAAUCAGCGAGCUCGAGGAGGCGCGGAGGAGACCGAGGUGCAAGGCGCCUGAUUGUGAGAGAGACCACACCGUGCACUACUGCAAGGAAUGCAACACGACCGAUUCCGACCACCGCUCGUCCAAGUGCCCGCACGGCCUCAUCGUCUAUCAUCAGACCAGCAAGGAGUCGGCCCAGUCGAGUGAGAAAAAUGGCAUCGACAUCAGCAAGUGUCGCGCGAAUGGCUAUGCCGGGCAGGGGUUCUAUGCUGCCAAGAGCGUCGAGGACACCGACCGCAAGGCCUGUGCAGGGACGGGGUGGAUCGUCGAGCUGUCUGUCCGCAUGGGGCGGAUAAUGGAACUGAAGGGAGCCGAUCACCAAUGGACGGGCGAGAAGGUGCGGGCGGCGGGAUACGAUUCCGUGAUCAUCACGGGGACCAAUGGGAUGGAGUUCGUCAUCUACGACCCCAAACGCGCCACUGUGCUGAAAAGAUACCCGAGGCACCCGCAGAACUGAUGCGGACAGGACGAGAGCGUCUUCGUGGGUGCGGUUCCGUGGAUGGUUUUGCUCAUUGCUGGAUUGCAUGGUGCUGAGCUGCAAGCUUAGUUUUAUGUGUUCUGCACUGCCUUUAUGGUUCGUGUGUGCGUGGCGUAUGCAUGUGAAUGUGUGUGAUGGCAUCUGUUCGUCCAUCGUGGCGUGAUGCAAUGGUUAUUGCACCCCGUGUGUGUGUGUUCCUCGGCACAUACCUACACCUUCCUGCUCCAUGUCUGCCUGCCUGUCUGUGGCUGCGUGUCAAUUCAUGCGAACGGACCAACCACUGCACUGCAUGUAUGCGUGCGGGCGGAUUCGAUUGCGUGUAUCAGUGUUAAUGAGUGAGGAAAGCAGGCGUCUACGCACCAGGGGG